This is a messenger RNA of Saccostrea echinata, 1689 nucleotides long. Its product is annotated as tRNA-dihydrouridine(16/17) synthase [NAD(P)(+)]-like. The record is from RefSeq and is a predicted model, not a curated record. Lineage: Eukaryota; Metazoa; Mollusca; Bivalvia; Ostreida; Ostreidae. Gene Ontology annotation, molecular function: flavin adenine dinucleotide binding; tRNA dihydrouridine synthase activity. The transcript is spliced from 12 exons. Gene Ontology annotation, biological process: tRNA processing. Bases 10 to 1659 code for a protein of 549 amino acids.
AGUGUCAACAUGUGGAAGAUGGAAGAACGUCAACAAGAAGAGGUGAUUCAGGUAGAGAGGAAGCUUUCAGGAUUCGAUUUUUGGAAAAAGUCUCUAAAUUCAGCCAAGUAUGUGGUGGCACCAAUGGUGGAUGCAAGUGAGCUGGCCUGGCGAAUGUUGAGCCGUAAAUAUGGAGCAGAGCUAUGUUACACCCCCAUGUUUCACUCAUCAGUUUUUGUUCGGGAUCCUAAUUACCGGAAAGAAGCAAUGCAGACAUGUCCAGAGGAUAGGCCACUGAUUGUACAGUUCUGUGCCAAUGACCCUGACACAUUCCUGAGGGCAGCCCAGUAUGUGGAGGAUAUUUGUGAUGCAGUUGAUUUAAACCUUGGUUGUCCUCAGACUAUUGCCAAACGAGGUCACUAUGGAGCAUUCUUAGAGGAUGAGUGGGACCUACUGAAAAAAAUGGUUGCACUCUGUCAUCAAAAGUUGAAGGUUCCAAUUACAUGUAAGAUUCGAGUAUUUGAGUCAAAAGAGAAGACAGUACUCUACGCACAGAUGUUGGAAAAGGCUGGCUGUCAGCUGUUGACUGUACAUGGUCGGACAAAGGAACAGAAGGGAAGAUUUACAGGCCUGGCAGACUGGGAUAUCAUCAAACUCAUCAGGGAGAGUGUCUCAAUUCCUGUAUUUGCUAAUGGUAACAUACAGUAUCUAGCUGACGUGGAGCGGUGUAUAGAUCAAACAGGAGUUCAGGGGGUCAUGUCAGCAGAGGGAAACCUACACAAUCCUGCAUUGUUCACUGGCGACAGCCCCCCAGUUUGGAAAAUGGCUGAGGACUACCUUGAGAUGGCUGAGAAGUACCCCUGUCCUCUAUCGUAUGCCAGGGGACACAUCUUCAAGGUGUUUCACCACAGCCUUAACGUACAUGCAGAUAUUCGUGAGCUUAUUGCAGUUGGAAGGUCUUUAGAGUGCUUCAGACUGGCUACCCUGAAACUGAAGGAGAGAUGCCUGGCAGAUGCAGAAAAAUACAAAGAGAACCCUGAACUGUUUUCAUCAGAGUUACCUUUCCCUUACUGGAUUUGUCAGCCCUAUGUCAGACCAGAUCCAAACGAUGUGGAUAAGAACAAAGAUAAGAAGACCAUAAAGCGCCCUCUGGAGGAGAAACUCCAGUCUCCGGAAUUUGCUGGAUUGUCCAAAAACAAGAUCAAAAGACUCCUUAGGAAUCCCCUUAAAAAGCUGACGAGAGGUUCCGAGGAAAAUUAUGAGAAGUGUGUGGCCUGCUGUAAUAUCAGGGGUAGAAAGUGUUCUUAUAUGAUGUGCAAGAAUUGUUGUAAAGAGAAGACAUUCCGGGAGAUUCUGGACUGUAAAGGUCACAGGAUUAUGCUUCACACGAAAAAUUCAAGCAAAGUUGCAUUUGAUCAGAAGAAAAGAGAAAUGGAGAAUAUGAAUGAAGAUACAGGGGAGGUAAAUCUAGACAGCAGGUGCCCUGACAAGGAACAGGGAUGUACUCAGGGGAUAAACAGGGAAAAUGAGGAGGACAGACUAGCUGAUGUGGACACUCAGGCUGAAAACCCAAUGGAAUUAGACACUAGUGAAGCACAAAGUGAAUCAACAAACAUCCUUCCAGUGUCUAAUUCUAAUACAGUGAUAGCAGACACAAGUUUUAAGGAGGGAAUGAGAUGAUAUUUUAAAUGUGCAUUUAGAUAUAUUAAA